This is a messenger RNA of Microthlaspi erraticum, 1002 nucleotides long. Lineage: Eukaryota; Viridiplantae; Streptophyta; Magnoliopsida; Brassicales; Brassicaceae. The record is from the annotation of a GenBank genome assembly.
AUGUACCCAUUUUUUGCUUAUGGACAUUUUAUUCCAUAUCUUCAUCUAGCCAACAAACUAGCUGAGAAAGGUCACCGGAUAACUUUCUUGCUUCCCAAGAGAGCCAAGGAACAACUCGAAUCUCUCAACCUGUUCCCGGACAGCAUUGUCUUAGACCCUCUUACUCUUCCUUAUGUUGAUGGUCUCCCUGAUGGCGCAGAGACAACCGCGGAUAUCAAAAACCCUGCCGGGAAUGUCAUUUCCGAUGCCAUGGAUCUCUUACGCGGUCAGAUCGAAGCAAAGGUUCGAUCUUUGAAACCAGACCUCAUCUUCUUCGAUUUCAUUGAUUGGGUUCCAGAGAUGGCGAAAGAGUUUGGAGUCAAGAGUGUGAGUUUCCAGAUCGUAUCCGCAGCUUGUGUAGCUAUGGCUCUUGCACCUGGUGCUGAACUUGAGUCCCCUACGCCGUCGGGUUAUCCUUCCUCGAAAGUGGCGUUACGUGGACACGACGCUAACCUUUAUUCUGCCGCCAUAAAUUCCCACAAAACGUUUUUGCGUCGGAUCAACAAAGGCCUUCAGAAAUGUGACGUCGUUUCCAUACGGACAUGCGCGGAGGUCGAGGGUAAGUAUUGCAGUUUCGUCGAGAGAAAAUGUCAGAGAAAAGUUUACCUAACCGGUCCAAUGUUCCCUGAGCCGCAAGAAAAGAGUGCUAAACAACUAGAAGAUCGAUGGUAUCAAUGGUUGUACAGAUUUGAACCUGGCUCGGUUGUGUUUUUUGCGUUGGGCAGCCAAUCAUUCUUGGAGAAGGAGCAAUUCCAAGAACUCUGUUUAGGAAUGGAGCUUACGGGUUUGCCGUUUCUGGUAGCGGUUAAGCCGCCAAAAGGCUCAUCAACGAUUCAAGAAGCAUUACCUGAAGGGUUCGAAGAGCGAGUCAAAGGGCGUGGAAUCGUUUGGGGAGGAUGGGUGGACCAACCUUUGAUAUUGUCUCAUCAAUCGAUAGAUUGUUUUUAUUCCGCAAGCGGCUGA